Messenger RNA from Cantharellus anzutake, 462 nucleotides. RefSeq lists its product as uncharacterized. The transcript is spliced from 3 exons. The coding region runs from base 1 to 462 and encodes 153 amino acids. The record is from RefSeq and is a predicted model, not a curated record. NCBI's taxonomy places the organism in Eukaryota, Fungi, Basidiomycota, Agaricomycetes, Cantharellales, Hydnaceae.
AUGUUCAGAAAGCGCUCCUACGCCUGUCUGGACUCUGCUUUCUCCGUGGAUGUGCUUUCUGAUCCGGCCUGGGUCGUGUACUCUGUUGUUAUGACUGGACACAGCGCCCCAGCGGCUAGUCUACGCUCGAGCAAUAACGAGAGACGAACGAAAAAGUUAAUACACUGGGGCUAUGCUACAGAUUGGGGGACGCGCAAACGCGUCAAAGAGGUGGUGUCGGAAUGGGCUCAGCUGGAGUCCUCACGAAACUUGGUCUGCUUCGCUGCAGCCAGCUUCUUGCCUGCCCGUAGUGAGCCCGUUCGAUCCAUUGCCUCGACUUGUUUCACCAGAUUGCCCCCCUCUUUGUCCGCUCUUCAAAAGGAAAACGGGGAUGUGUUGAAGUUGCUCGCCAACUUUUCUUUGCCAAAGGCAAAGUCCGGUCAGAAUGCAAUGCAUUGGAUUCCUAACCCGUCGACGGAGUAA